Molecule: messenger RNA, 2746 nt
Organism: Rhinolophus ferrumequinum (greater horseshoe bat)
Lineage: Eukaryota; Metazoa; Chordata; Mammalia; Chiroptera; Rhinolophidae
Gene: CNR1
Product: cannabinoid receptor 1
Exons: 3
Coding region: 704-2122 (472 amino acids)
Biological process (GO): G protein-coupled receptor signaling pathway
Cellular component (GO): membrane
Molecular function (GO): cannabinoid receptor activity
Source: RefSeq, a predicted model, not a curated record
AGACAGAGCGCGAGCGGAGGGAGAGGCAGGGAGCGCGAGAGCUGGGAGAGGCGACGGGCGCCGCGGCUGGCGGUGACGGGCGGCCCCACGCCGGGCCAGGCGGGGCGAGCGGGAGGACCCAGUGAAGAGCCUGCGAAGGGGCGAGGCUCGCGGGCGGCGGGAGCGGAGGGGGCGCCAGUCCCGGUCCUGGUCGCAGAAGGGCGCUGCAGGCAGGGGACGCCGGCUCGCGGGUAGCGCGGACCGACAGACUUACUGACCGACGGACGGAGGCACACCCCGCUCCACCCCACUCGACCUCGCCCGGAUCCCAGCGCCGGCGCCUCCUCCCUCCCGCUACUCCUGCGGCCACCCCUUCCUUCUCCACUUCUUUUCCGCCUCCGCCUCUUCUAGGCUCCCGCGGCGCCAGUGCUUUCUCCCGGCCCGGGUGGGGCGCCUCCUCUCCCUGAAGAGCUUUCCGUGGAGUCAAAGGGGACGUUUCAUUCUAGCAGAGAAGCAGCUCCUGCGCCGGGCAAGAGGUGCCGAGGGAGCAUCUCCCUCAAGGACCAGGGGAUGCAAAGGGUUAUCAAAAGAACUUACUGUAAAAGGACUCUUUUUGUUCCAAAGAGGUCUCCACUCCAGACGAGGAACAGUCUUGACUGAGGAUUCCCUGCUGCGGGUCUCUUUCUCAGUCAUCUUGAGUUCGGUCUAAUCGAAGACAGAGGUUAUGAAGUCGAUGCUAGAUGGCCUUGCAGACACCACCUUCCGCACCAUCACCACAGACCUCCUCUACGUGGGCUCGAAUGACAUUCAAUACGAAGACAUCAAAGGCGACAUGGCAUCCAAAUUAGGGUACUUCCCGCAGAAAUUUCCUUUAACUUCCUUUCGGGGAAGUCCCUUCCAAGAAAAGAUGACUGCAGGAGACAACCCCCAGUUAGUCCCAGCAGACCAGGUGAACAUUACCGAGUUUUACAACAAGUCUCUUUCAUCCUACAAGGAAAAUGAGGAGAACAUUCAGUGUGGGGAGAACUUCAUGGACAUGGAAUGCUUCAUGAUUCUGAACCCCAGCCAGCAGCUGGCCAUCGCCGUGCUGUCCCUCACGCUGGGCACCUUCACGGUUCUGGAGAACCUGCUGGUGCUGUGCGUCAUCCUGCACUCCCGCAGCCUCCGCUGCAGGCCGUCCUACCACUUCAUCGGCAGCCUGGCGGUGGCAGACCUCCUGGGGAGUGUCAUCUUCGUCUACAGCUUCGUCGACUUCCACGUGUUCCACCGCAAAGAUAGCCCCAACGUCUUUCUGUUCAAACUGGGCGGCGUCACAGCCUCCUUCACCGCCUCAGUGGGCAGCCUGUUCCUCACAGCCAUCGACAGAUACAUAUCCAUUCACAGGCCCCUGGCCUAUAAGAGAAUCGUCACCAGGCCCAAGGCCGUGGUGGCGUUUUGCCUGAUGUGGACCAUCGCCAUUGUGAUCGCCGUGCUGCCUCUCCUGGGCUGGAACUGCAAGAAACUGCAGUCCGUUUGCUCGGACAUCUUCCCGCUCAUUGACGAAACCUACCUGAUGUUUUGGAUCGGGGUCACCAGUGUGCUGCUGCUGUUCAUCGUCUAUGCGUACAUGUACAUUCUCUGGAAGGCGCACAGCCACGCGGUCCGCAUGAUCCAGCGCGGCACCCAGAAGAGCAUCAUCAUCCACACGUCAGAGGACGGCAAGGUACAGGUGACGCGGCCGGACCAAACCCGCAUGGACAUUCGGCUGGCCAAGACCCUGGUCCUCAUCCUUGUGGUUUUAAUCAUCUGCUGGGGCCCUCUGCUCGCCAUCAUGGUGUACGAUGUCUUUGGGAAGAUGAACAAGCUCAUUAAGACCGUGUUUGCGUUCUGCAGUAUGCUCUGCCUGCUGAAUUCCACGGUGAACCCCAUCAUCUACGCCCUGAGGAGCAAGGACCUGAGACAUGCUUUCCGGAGCAUGUUCCCCUCGUGUGAAGGCACCGCGCAGCCUCUCGAUAACAGCAUGGGGGACUCGGACUGCCUGCACAAACACGCAAACAACGCGGCCAGCGUGCACAGGGCCGCAGAGAGCUGCAUCAAGAGCACGGUGAAGAUUGCCAAGGUGACCAUGUCUGUGUCUACAGACACGUCUGCCGAGGCUGUAUGAGCCUGACGCCGCCCUGGCAGCACAGGAAAAGAAAGGCAUUUUUUUUUUUUUAAGCUCAAAAUCUAGGCGAGUCUGUUGUCUCAUCGGUUAUAUUUUUUAAGUUUACCAUGUUCCCUGAAAAGGUGAUUGUCACCAUGAUCAGUUAUCUGUUCUCUAAUGUUUCGAUAGUGUAGGUUCUCAAACUGAAUUGUCCAGGGGUUUACAGUGAAGAAAGCCUGUUGCUUAAGUGACUGGAAGGUCCUUCAAAGUCUCAAUGAAAUAGGACGGAAACCUUUGGCUACACAAUUUGAAGUCUAAGUACCGAUAAAAAAAUGCCAUCAAAUGAGUAAUGCCUUUGUAACCACAACUUUCAUUAAAAUGUGAAACGUAUUUGUCCAUCAGUAUCAGAGAUGUCCAUUUUACAACAGUCAUAGUACUACAGUAGAGUUAUUUUGUAAAAUGUGUUGUGUCCUAUGAGAUGUGUAUCAGUGUUACCAUGUGUUGUUUAUAUUUGUCUAGUUCAGCAAAACUGAAACAUAGAACUUUAUGAAAACAGUGAACACAAGCAAUGGAUAUGUGACAGUGAGACCAAUUUUUUAAAAAAUAUUGCCCACAAUAUAACUUUAGAAACCUUAAUAUUUUUUC